CUGAAAUAGUGUCUUGAUGGAGAUUGCAACACGAGGAGAAUGACGCCCAAGGAGUUCCUCACAAGCUUUCGGAUCGAGUCGGGCGGAGAGUACACGUGCCUCCGCAUGCGCCAUGGGCGUGUGUGCAUGUGGCCGUUUCAUCGCGCGCGGCUUGCACUGGACGCAUCCCAAGGCGACGCGCUGCCCGCCGAGAUCGUUCGUGCCGCCACGGACACCUUUGGCGAAGCUGCCAGCACCAAGGACCUCAUGGUCACCAUCGUGAACGUCAAUGGGCGCCACCACAUCCACGUAUACGCCAUGCCAGGCUUGAGCUUUGUUGGUGGCGCAGACAACGGCGUGCCCCAAGUCAGUGCGGUUGACGUGCUCGUGCUGGGGCCUGCCCGCCGAAACCCGGGCGUCAAGCACGUCAGUUGGAUCGACGAGCGCAAGUACCUCGAGGCUGCAGCGGCGGAGAAGGCGGCGGAGCUUGGCAUCGGUAGCUUUGGUGAAGUGCUCUUGAGCCAACGCGACGCCGACACCCAUCACCUCCUCGAAGGCCUCAUCACCAACUUCUUUGUCCUGCACAACGGCCGACUCUACACCGCUCGCGACGAUGUCUUGCUUGGCAGCACGCGGGAGCUCGUGCUGCAAGCGUGCGAACGCCUUUGCAUUCCGGUCGUGCACGAGCCUCCCGUGCUGGAAGCGAGCGCGACGUGGGAGGCCGCUUUUGUUACGAGUGUCGUGCGCAUGAUCGUGCCUGUGAAGACGCUUCGCCGCCAAGACACUGGCACGUGGCACACGUACAGCAUUCGCACCGCUCCUGAGCGGCUGCACCAGCUGCGCUCUGCGAUCUACGAGCUCUGCGAUGCAGAUGCCCGCGUCGGUUAAAUCUGUAGCCAACGCUGCUGGCUCGUAGUAGUAGUAGUGUGUUGCACCUGGCGCUGCAGCAUGCCUUUGCACGUUUCGACUAAAGAAACGCCAAGGGUGUUCAUGGCGCUUCCUGCGAGA
Saprolegnia diclina VS20 is the source of this 987-nucleotide messenger RNA. RefSeq lists its product as hypothetical. NCBI's taxonomy places the organism in Eukaryota, Oomycota, Saprolegniomycetes, Saprolegniales, Saprolegniaceae. The transcript has 3 exons. The record is from RefSeq and is a predicted model, not a curated record. Gene Ontology annotation, molecular function: catalytic activity. Bases 40 to 867 code for a protein of 275 amino acids.